Molecule: messenger RNA, 132 nt
Organism: Angiostrongylus costaricensis
Lineage: Eukaryota; Metazoa; Nematoda; Chromadorea; Rhabditida; Metastrongylidae
Source: the annotation of a GenBank genome assembly
AUGGGAGACAGUAUCGUUAAUUGUGUGGUUGUUUUGGUGAGACCUGGAAAUCCUCGUAAUGGUGGACUCUAUGCUUACGUUGGCCAGAAGCUCUUAAGAUGUCUGCUGUCGAGAGAUGGCCGUGUGGAUUAA